Pseudomassariella vexata is the source of this 708-nucleotide messenger RNA. Its product is annotated as ubiquitin-conjugating enzyme/RWD-like protein. The coding region runs from base 1 to 708 and encodes 235 amino acids. The record is from RefSeq and is a predicted model, not a curated record. Lineage: Eukaryota; Fungi; Ascomycota; Sordariomycetes; Amphisphaeriales; Pseudomassariaceae. Gene Ontology annotation, molecular function: ubiquitin conjugating enzyme activity. The transcript is spliced from 2 exons.
AUGAAACGCCUCAUCACUGAAAUCUCAACGCUGCAAACCUGUUUGCCUGAAGGCAUUUUUGUUCGCCACAGCAACUCACGGCUCGACGUGCUCAAGAUUCUCAUCAUCGGGCCCAAGGAUACACCCUACGAGUACGGCUUUUUCGAAUUCGACUUGUUCUGUCCUCUGGAUUAUCCCCAGUCGCCGCCCAAACUGCAGUUCCGGACCACAAACAAUGGCCGGGUCAGGUUCAACCCAAACCUAUACGAGUGCGGUAAAGUGUGCUUAUCGCUUCUUGGCACCUGGGAUGGCGAACCUUGGCGGCCAAAGACAUCCACCCUGCUCCAGGUUCUGGUCAGUACUCAGUCCAUGAUCCUGUGCGAGCAACCGUGGUACAACGAGCCCGGCCGAGAGCGUGUGCCGGGCCAAGAACAAAGCGACGAGUACAACCUAGAAGUCCGCUAUUGGACACUACAACACGCCAUAUUGCCGUGGGUCAACGCCUUCAACGCCAGCAACCCGGAUCCCCAACAUGUCAUGGCAUGCUUGGGAUGGGGACAGUGUUGGGGUGACGUGGUGCAGACUCAUCUAAUCGCAAAUGCGCACGAGAUAUACUCGAGCAAUUUGAAGGUGGCCCAGGUCGCCGGUGAUUCGCGUAAAGGCCGAGAUCUUCACAACUCCCUGCUGAACAUGCGAAGUGCAUUAGCAAAACACGGCUACCUGACCUAG